Molecule: messenger RNA, 1237 nt
Organism: Bombus terrestris (buff-tailed bumblebee)
Lineage: Eukaryota; Metazoa; Arthropoda; Insecta; Hymenoptera; Apidae
Exons: 4
Coding region: 259-876 (205 amino acids)
Source: RefSeq, a predicted model, not a curated record
GCUUCCAACACGCCAUAACACAAAAUGUAAUUGCUUUUGGUAGGUUAUUUGGAAAUGUUUAACGGAAAUUACCAAUCACGAGUCAUAUAUAAUUUAAUAAAUAAAUUAUAGUAAGCAAGUAUUUUGAAAUAUAUCUUUUAAGAAAAAUAAUAUUCUUAAUCGAUGGUUGUAAAUCCUUAGAAGAAUAUGGACAAUAUUUUAAAGGAAAUUAUAUAAAAAAAUUUAAUGACUGUUAAUGUAUUUGUCUUAUGAAUUAAUAUGUAUAUGUAUACAUACAUAUUCAUGAAAAUCAUGAUGUCUCCAAAUAAUGAAAAAUACGAUUUACAUUUAAUGAAAUAUGUCAAUAAGAGUACAGAACUAAAGAUUAUUAGAGGUACUUUAAAUACAAAAACUAAUACGUUACGACUUAAAAAAGAAAUACUCAAAGAAAGAUAUAAAGACUUGGAUAAUAUAAAUUGCAAAGUAUGGGUUACAGAAGAUGAAUUUUGUAACGAAAUUUGGAAUUUUUCUUUAAGGCAUAAUUUUAAUUCUAUUUUUAAUCAAAAUUGUCAUAUUACAAAAGUAGACGAACUUCACAAAUGUAAAUAUAACACUGUGAUUGGUGAAAAUUUAAACAAAGUUGAUAUGUGUAAUAAAGUAUUAAAAUUAAAAAAUGAAAUUGAUAUUACCAAUAAGGAAAUAAUACUCAUUCGUAACAAAAAUACAGAAACCGAUUUAAAAUAUUAUGAAUCUACUUUAGAUGAUCUAAAAUCUUUUUCGGAAGAGAUAUUACAACUUAUAAGGGAAAAAUGUAUACAAUACAAUGAUAAAUCGGAAAUUAGGUACAAGUAUGAUGAAAGAAUUUACGAGUGCAAGAAAAUUGUUCCAAAAAUCUAAUUUUUGCGGUAGUGCUUUGACUGAAAAUAUUGUUUCUCCAUCUAAAAUUAUUGAAGAAUCUAAAGAAUCUAAAGUAUAUAAUAUAGCUAUUACUUAUUAUAUGAAAUUAUAUUUUUCAUUGUAUCAUAUUUAAAAUUGCAGUGUGAUAACAUUAAACAUAAUGUAAAGUUCGGAAGAUUUAUUAUGAAAACACGAAGUCUUAUUUCUCUCAAAUAUGAAAAAAAAAAAAAUGUAAGAAAUUCAGGAUGAGAGAAAUGAAUUAAUGUAUUCGUAGAAGUAUUUCAUUUCGUAAAAAUAAUAUAGUGUAAUUGCAAUAUUGCGGAAAUUACUAAUAUAUAUAAUAAAGUAUUUUAUAAGUUAA